UUGUUUGUUGCUGCUUCUUGUUAUUUCGUUGCUGCUGUUCCGUUUUGUUAUUGUUUCUUGUUAUUGUUUAGUUUGUUUUAGCAAACAUGAGUGAUUCCCAAGAAACGCUCUAUAAGUGUGAGGAAUGCAGUUCAGAGUUUAAAAUGCGAAAGAACCUCUACGCCCAUAUGAGGAAAGUUCAUGAACUUGAUAUCCAUGUGUCUAAAAAAGGAAAAGGCAGUGAAUUGUGUCCCCAGUGCGGAAUUGCAUUUAUGAGAUGCAGUUCAUUAAAACGUCAUCAAAUAACUGUGCAUAGCAUGAAGUCGGAGGAAAACAGUCGGAAAUGCCACAUUAUUUGCCCACAGUGCUCUCUCACGUUUCUCACCUAUGACACACUGAGAACACAUAUUCAAGAGAACCAUGACGUUAGUUUUGAGUGCCAGGAGAUAGAAUUUGGUUGUCUUGCAGACUUUGAAGAGUGGAAAAUUUCUUACGAAAAAGUAAACCAUGUUCGUUAUGUAAUGAAUUGUUCGGAGCAGGAGCGACUAGAAAAACGUGUUCGAUAUUACCACUGCCAUCGCUCUUUCAAUUUCAAUUCUAAAGGAACAGGUGCCAGGUGUGUCAAAAGUAUGGGCACGAAUAAAAUAGGCAUUACUUGUCCAUCCAAUAUGCAAGUGACAAUAACAGAGGACAAAUGCUGCUUAAAAUUUUUUCCAAAACAUAUGGGACACACCCAAGAUGUUGGAAGAACAUUUCUGCAUGGGAACGAGAGGGCAGAGUUGGCAGGACGGCUGUCACAGGGUGUUCCUGUUGGACGAGUUUUACAAGAUGUCCGAAUGGCACCAAUCGCUGCAAGUGUGGAGAGAAUCCAUCUCCUUGAGAAAAAAGAUUUGCAUAAUAUAAAAAGGGAUUUUGAUAUUGGUUAUGCAACGAAGAAGCAUGAAAAUGAUGCAGUGAGUGUGAAAUUGUGGGUUGAAGAAAUGAAGGGACAAAGUGACAACCCAGUACUGUAUUUCAAGCAGCAAAAACAAGUGGAUUCUAAUUUUCAAGAUGAAGACUUCAUUCUUAUUAUAAUGACAAACUUUCAGGCCGAACAACUUCUAAAGUAUGGAGAAGAUAAAAUAUGUGUGGAUGGCACUCAUGGCAUGACUGCAUACGAUUUUCAACUUUUUACUAUUGUCGUUGUUGAUAGAUAUGGUGCUGCAAUGCCAGUUGUAUUUUGUUUUUCGAAUAGGGGAGACAUGUGCUUACUGUCUUUUUAUUUCAAAUGUGUGAGAGAAAGGGUGGGCACUGUAAAGACCAAUGUGUUUAUGUCUGACGAUGCACCAGCAUUUUAUAAUGCAUGGUCAGCAGUAAUGGGACCUGUGCCAAACCAGUUGCUGUGUUCUUGGCAUAUACAACGGAACUGGUCUCAGAAUUUAAGGAGAAUUUCUGGGGGUAGUGAGAAAAAAUCAGCAGUGUUUAGUUCACUAAAGCGACUUCAGACUGAACUGGAUAUAGAUGUUUUUAGUUGUAGUCUGGAGAAAGUGGUGGAAGACUUAUUGAAUGAUCCGGAUACUGCAGAAUUUGGCAGGUACUUUCUUAAGAUGUACUGCCAGCGAGUGGAAAAGUGGGCGUAUUGUUUUAGGCACCGAUUGGGCAUUAAUACAAACAAUUACUUGGAGUCCCUACAUAAAGUUAUUAAAUACAGUUAUCUAGAAGGGAAAAAGUGCAGAUGGCUGGAUAAGUCAUUAAAUGCUUUGUUGUGUGUAGUGAGAGACAAAGUAUAUGAGGGCUUAGUGAAGCUCUCAAAACGUAAACAGUGCUCUAGGCCGUCAAGAGUGAAAGCAAGCCACAACGAUAGCUCAGCUAUAACAAAUGGGAUGAUUUUAUGCAGGGAUGAAGGGUUGUGGGAAGUGCUUUCUUCCACUGGUUGUGAAGUGUAUGUUGUUGUAAAAAAUUCAGAACUGAUAUGCGAAAGAAAAUGUUCACUUAAGUGUAACACCUGCAACAUAUGUGUACAUUCGUAUAAAUGCAGCUGUUUAGACAACAUUUUAAAUUUUAACAUAUGUAAGCAUAUACACGCAUGUGCCAAAUCAUUGUCUGAUGCUGUCCAGGAGAGUGAACAGUGUUCCUUGCCCUCUAGUGCAGACAAUGAAUAUGUGUCAGCAUUGCUUUCUGGCAAUUCAGAAAAAUCUGCUGACACAUUUGAACAGGAUGUGAUGUCUCACUGUGAAACUAUAGUUGCACUCAGCAAAGGAACACAGUGUGGACAGGAGACUAAGGCCAAAGUAUUGAAGGAUCUGAAGAAGAUCAUUAGUAAUCUUAAUAAAGAUUUUUCUUUCUCAGAAGAAAACACAGUAAAUGUGAAUGCCAAGAUUGAAUCUCAGGCUAGAUUUUUUUCCACAAAGCAGAGAAGGAUUUUGUGAGGGGUGAUUAAGCGUUAAAAAAAGUAAACUCCAAGUUGGAAUAUCAACAAUAUUAGGAAAAAAAUAGUUUGCCACUCACUGUAAAGGUGACAUGUUGAGUUGCAGACAGGCACAAUGUAAAGAGUGUUACACAUUUAGUUUUUGGCCAAAGCCUUCUCCAGAAAACAAAACACAAACAGAUUAACACUAGCAAGUACACAUGACCAAUAUCUCCCACUGCAGAUAGUGGAGAUGUGUGCAGGGAGUGUGCUUGCGUGUGUAAAUCUUUUUGUGUUUUCUUUUCUGAAGAAGUCUUCGGCCAAAAGCUAAAUGUGUAACAGUCUUUACAUUGUGCCUAUUUGCAACUCAACAUGUCACCUUUACAGUGAAUAGCAAACUAUCCUUUUCCUAAUAUUGUUAAUGCACAUAAAGGUGGUCUUGUACAUUAUGUCAAUUUGUGUGUGUGUGUGUGUGUGUGUGUGUGUGUGUGUGAGAGAGAGAGAGAGAGAGAGAGAGAGAGAGAGAGAGAGAGAGAGAGAGAGAGAGAGAGAGAG
Messenger RNA from Schistocerca piceifrons (Central American locust), 2920 nucleotides. RefSeq lists its product as uncharacterized. Lineage: Eukaryota; Metazoa; Arthropoda; Insecta; Orthoptera; Acrididae. Bases 87 to 2387 code for a protein of 766 amino acids. The transcript is spliced from 3 exons. The record is from RefSeq and is a predicted model, not a curated record.